Messenger RNA from Mytilus trossulus (common blue mussel), 1061 nucleotides. Its product is annotated as cilia- and flagella-associated protein 119-like. Bases 78 to 944 code for a protein of 288 amino acids. The record is from RefSeq and is a predicted model, not a curated record. Lineage: Eukaryota; Metazoa; Mollusca; Bivalvia; Mytilida; Mytilidae. The transcript is spliced from 9 exons.
GUUAUUUUGUAUACCGGAAGUUUUCAUUCUCCUAGCAACUGCACUUCCGACAUCUGACAGAAAAAACUUUUUACAAAAUGCUUCUUGAAUCACAAGAAAUGCAAGGCCAAGAAAUCCCUAAACUUAUACAGCCAAGAGAUCACAGAGCUAAAGUUUGUGUAUGGGCAGAUUUAACUGUUGAUGAUGUGGAUCGCAUCAGUGAAUCAUUGAACUCAGACCAUGUUAGGCAAGUUUUAGCUGACAUAUUCCACUUGGACGACUUUAGGACCAAUAUAAAGACAGGGAUUGUUAUGGAUCUGUAUUUUUAUACAAUAAUGUUUGCCAGAGAAAAUAACUUCAACAGAGAGAAAACUUCUGCUGUGUUCUCAAUUGUAAAGAAGACACAUGAAGUUUGUAUUGAGACUCCAUUUGGAAAUGUAGACCAGACAUUUAAUUAUUUUAAAGAAUUGGUUCUGUGUCAUGCUGUUAAUAGACCACCACACAGUAUUGAGUUAUUUAACGCAGAUGAAGUCAGAAAAAUCACAGAAUAUACAGUCAACACAUACUUCAGACAUUUCAAAAUGUACAAAUAUGCAUUUACACCAUUGGUGAGAUUAGACCUGUCUUUAUCUUACGUUGGAUUACCUGUCACACCCCCACCAUCUGAAGCUGAUGAAACCAGUCCACCAGAAGAUGAGGUUCCCCCUGAACAGACAACGGAACCAACAGAAGGGGAAACAACUACAGAACAACAAAAAACUCCUGAACCAGAAGAAUCACAAGCAAGAAAAGAAUUACGGACAAUGAUACAGACAUAUUUAUCCGACGAAAUCAAGAAAAUGAAAACUUCUGUUGAAGAACAAAUCAAAAGCACAGAAGAUAGUCUCAAUAAAAAGUUAGAGGUAACAGAAGGGACAAAAUCAGGAAAAGGUGCUAGGGGCUCACCAAAGGGGAAAAAGAAAUAGCGGACUAUCAUUGACUUAUAUAUAUUUGUUGAAUUUUGUAUUUUUAUUUGUCCAUACAGUGAAAUAAAAUUAUAUUAAGUAUAUUUUGACUGUUAUUAAAAUAAGAUGUUAAUAAGA